Messenger RNA from Moneuplotes crassus, 270 nucleotides. The record is from the annotation of a GenBank genome assembly. Lineage: Eukaryota; Ciliophora; Spirotrichea; Euplotida; Euplotidae.
AGAAAAUGGAACUUCAAAAUCUUACUAUCACCAGGCCAGGCUUAAUUACUGGUAGAGAUGCUAAAACUCACCUCUCUGAGAAAAUUUCAUAUUUAAUUUUCUGUAUUCCCAGAAUAUCUUGUGAAAACUUGGUUAAAGCUAUAAUAGACAAUAGCUUAGAGUCAACAGAAAAGUGCGAAUCAUUAAGCAACACACAGUUGUGAAGACUAGCUCGAAAGUCAAAAUUAUCUUAAAGUCAACCAUUGUAAUGCUAUAUUGAAUAUCUUUGUC